Saccharomyces eubayanus is the source of this 1104-nucleotide messenger RNA. It is a transcript of the gene RCL1, whose product is annotated as rRNA-processing endoribonuclease. Gene Ontology annotation, molecular function: RNA endonuclease activity. Lineage: Eukaryota; Fungi; Ascomycota; Saccharomycetes; Saccharomycetales; Saccharomycetaceae. The coding region runs from base 1 to 1104 and encodes 367 amino acids. Gene Ontology annotation, cellular component: nucleolus. The record is from RefSeq and is a predicted model, not a curated record. Gene Ontology annotation, biological process: ribosome biogenesis; endonucleolytic cleavage of tricistronic rRNA transcript (SSU-rRNA, 5.8S rRNA, LSU-rRNA). The transcript has a single exon.
AUGUCAUCCCCUGCUUCCAGGUAUGUCACUUUCCAAGGGUCGCAAAAUUUUAGAUUACGGAUCGUCUUAGCAACAUUAUCAGGAAAACAAAUAAAAAUUGAAAAAAUCCGUUCAGGUGACUUGAAUCCUGGUCUGAAAGAUUAUGAAGUCUCCUUCCUAAGGCUGAUUGAAUCGGUUACCAACGGUAGUGUCAUUGAAAUUUCGUAUACUGGUACCACUGUAAUCUACAAGCCUGGUAUUAUAGUUGGCGGUGCAUCUACCCAUGUUUGUCCUAGUUCCAAACCAGUGGGUUAUUUCGUGGAACCAAUGUUAUAUUUAGCUCCAUUUUCAAAGAAAAAGUUUUCGAUUUUAUUUAAGGGCAUAACCGCAUCUCAUAAUGAUGCAGGUAUUGAAGCUAUCAAAUGGGGGCUCAUGCCCAUCAUGGAGAAAUUUGGUGUAAGAGAAUGUGCCCUACAUACUUUGAAAAGAGGCUCUCCGCCACUAGGUGGUGGUGAAGUACAUUUGGUUGUUGACUCUUUGAUUGCUCAACCAAUCACGAUGCAUGAAGUAGAUAGACCCAUAAUUUCUUCAAUCACCGGAGUAGCGUACUCUACAAGAGUAAGUCCGUCACUCGUAAAUAGAAUGAUCGACGGUGCCAAAAAAGUAUUGAAGGACCUCCAAUGUGAGGUUAACAUAACAGCAGAUGUUUGGAGAGGCGAAAAUUCAGGUAAGAGUCCAGGCUGGGGUAUAACUUUGGUGGCUGAAUCCAAGCAGAAAAGUUGGAGUUAUUUCGCCGAAGAUAUUGGUGAUGCAGGCUCUAUACCUGAAGAACUUGGUGAAAAAGUUGCUUACCGUUUAUUAGAAGAAAUAUCGAAAAGCGCUGCUGUCGGUAGAAGUCAACUUCCACUAGCAAUCGUAUACAUGGUCAUCGGAAAAGAAGAUAUCGGCAGAUUAAGAAUUAAUAAGGACCAGAUAGAUGAAAGGUUUAUAACCCUCUUGAGAGAUAUAAAGAAGAUCUUCUGCACAGAAGUCUUUUUGAAACCAGUUGACGAAAUGGACAAUGACGACAUGAUAGCAACUAUCAAGGGUGUUGGUUUUAUAAAUACAAGUAAAAAGAUUGCAUAG